Molecule: messenger RNA, 720 nt
Organism: Pelobates cultripes (western spadefoot toad)
Lineage: Eukaryota; Metazoa; Chordata; Amphibia; Anura; Pelobatidae
Source: the annotation of a GenBank genome assembly
AUGGGACGUACCAACACCGCGGCAGAGAGACAUUGCCACGGAGGGCAGAAGAGCGUGACGGAGUGCGGUACGGAGAGAGACAGCGCCUCGGAGAGCGGGACGCAGAGAGACAUUGCACGGAGGGAGGAAGAGCGCGACGGAGAGACAGCGCGUCGGAGAGCGGGACGGAGAGACAGCGCGUCGGAGAGCGGGACAGAGAGAGACAGCGCGACUGAGAGCGGGACAGAGAGAGACAGCGCGACUGAGAGCGGGAAGGAGAGAAACAGCGCGACGGAGAGCGGGACGCAGAGAGACAUCGAGACGGAGAGCGGGACGGAGAGAGACAGCGCGACGGAGAGAGACAGCGCGACGGAGUGCGGGACGGAGAGAGGCAGCGCGACGGAGUGCAGGACGGAGAGAGGCAGCGCGACGGAGUGCGGGACGGAGAGAGGCAGCGCGACGGAGUGCGGGACGGAGAGAGACAGCGCGACGGAGUGCGGGACGGAGAGAGACAUCGAGACGGAGAGCGGGACGGAGAGAGACAGCGCGACGGAGAGACAGCACGACGGAGUGCGGGACAGCAUGACAGAGACAGCGCGACGGAGAGAGACAGCGCGACGGAGUGCGGGACGGAGAGAGGCAGCGCGACGGAGUGCGGGACGGAGAGAGACAACGCGAGGAGAUUGGCAGGGAGAGAUAAUGAAUGUGUGGGGGGGAGAGAGAGAGAGAGAGAGAGAGUGA